CACGAAUGGCGGUAUCGUUGCUGGCAAACUUAUGCAACAGCAGUGGAUUAGAGCAGCUCUGCCAAACACCGGAGCCGUUAAAGUUCUACUAUCACAGCAACAACAGCAACAGUGAUCAUCAGCAUCAACAUCAGCAGCAGCAGCAGCAGCAGAUCAACAACCUGGGUGUUGAGCCGGACGAAGGUGACGAAGAACAAAUGGAAUACGCCAAUUCCUUCUACCAGCAUCAGCAGCAGCAACAACAGAAUCAGCAGGAUUUUGAAGAGAUUUCGCAAAACUACAACCUCGACAACGACGACAACUACAGCGGAUCCCCGAACAACUUCCAGGACUACCGCAACAACUUUGUAGACUCACCGCCGGACUCGAAGGAAGCUUGGCCCGUCGAGUACAGCAAGAUGCAGUCGGGACUGGUUCCAGCCUCGACGAACAACAGCAACAACGCCGGACCCAACAACAGCACCAGCAAUGCCAACAGCGCCGUAGCAGCCGUGGCCGCCGCAGCCGCAGCUGUUGCCGCCGCCCAGCAGCAAGAAGGUGGAGCACCUUACAGUGGGGUGGUCAUGCCAACGCGUAAGCGACGUAUCGAGUGGAUGUCUGCCCACCACCAGGAUCAGGAGGAAAACGACAGUUCCGAGCCCAAGAUUGCCAGCACCGAUAAGGAGCGCGAAACGCGACGCAAAGGUUCCAUGCGCUGGCCCGAAGAACUGGAUCUGGAUCUGAGCAACGAACUUUCCGGCAAUGGAUACGACUCGUUGCUGAACUUCCCUGUCUUCAAACAAGAAUUGCCCUCACCGCCACAAAAACCUGGCCAUGAAGUCAUCAAAAGUUUGAAAAACGCUGCUGGAUCAAGUUCGAUGAAUCACCAUCAUCACCAUCAGCAACAGCAGCAGCAACAGCAACAGUUGCAGAACCAAGAUCAACAGCAACAGCAUCACAACCAGUCGGGAUCACAGUCCAAUUUGGGUGGAAACGGAAAUGUUGGCAACGGAGGCAAUGUCCAGCAAAAUUCGGUCGGAAACGGCCUGGUGGGCGGAUUGGGCGGUGAAGCAGCGGGCAACGUGGCUGCGUUGCAGAAUUUCAUGCAUGCUAAUCGAUACGAUAGUUCAGGUAACAUCAACCAGGCCAGCGACGGCGUUCAACGGCCAGAGCAUAUUCACAACGAUAACAGAUUCCAGUACGUCCUGGCGGCCGCCACCUCGAUCGCGACCAAGAACAACGAAGAAUCUCUCACCUACCUGAACCAGGGCCAAAGUUACGAGAUUAAGCUGAAAAAGCUGGGCGACCUGUCGCCCUUCCGGGGGAAGAUACUGAAGAGUAUUAUCAAAAUCUGCUUCCACGAGCGCCGCCUGCAGUACAUGGAACGAGAGCAGAUGCAACUCUGGCAGGCCUCUCGGCCGGGCGAGCGUAUUUUGGACGUCGAUAUUCCGCUUUCGUACGGAUUGAUUCAGGUGCAACCGAACAGUAGCAGUCUUUUGAACACGAUGGAAGUUUACUGGGACCCGAUGAAGGAGGUCGGAGUGUACAUCAAGGUGAACUGUAUUUCAACCGAGUUUACGCCGAAAAAGCACGGCGGAGAAAAGGGCGUCCCGUUCCGCAUUCAGGUGGAAACCUUUCUGGACAGCACGCUGAACGAUACCAGCGGCAACAGUUCCGGCGGACUGGACAGCCCGGUCAGACCCCUGCACGCGGCGGCCUGCCAAAUUAAGGUUUUCAAACUCAAGGGAGCCGACCGCAAGCACAAACAGGAUCGUGAAAAGAUCCUCAAGCGUCCGCCGGCGGAACAGGAAAAGUUCCAGCGCAGCUGCGAGUGUACGAUUCUGACGGACAUCACCACGGAGUCGAUGCUGACUCCGCUGGUCGGCAGUUACAGCCCGGAGCACAUCAAGCGCAAUAUAUCGCCGAUACUUGUGGCCACCACCCCCACGUCCCCGGUGCACAUCAACAAAUUCGAGAACAUCAUGUCCUCGUUCGGAGCCAGCGUGACCGGCACCGGUGCCAACCCCCCCAAAUCAGUGUCGAUGGCAACGGUAGCCGCGGUCGCUGCUGCCGCCGCCGUCAGCAGCAAUCCGAUCGGCAUCAGCAACGUUUCGUCCACCAACGGGCUGUGCAAGCUGAUGGACCAGAACGCGCUGUCGCCGACGACGCAGAACAGCGUCGAGAUGGACGACUUUGUGCCGGCAAUUACGAAGGAGUCGGGUCCGGCCAUGCUUACCCAGUGGUUGAACUAUCACCGGCUGGGCGCGUACUCGAAGACGUUUUCGCAGUUUUCGGGGUCGGAUUUGCUGCGAAUGUCCAAGGAUGAUUUAUGCAAGAUUUGCGGCUUAGCCGACGGGAUUCGUAUGUUCAACAUAUUGCAUUCCAAGGCCAUCGCUCCACGUUUGACGAUUUACGUAUGCUUCGAGGGAACCAUGUACCACGCCAUAUAUUUGCACGGCAACACCAUCUCGGAAUUGGUCCACAAGCUGCAGAAGAUUCCCGGCUUCACGGACGUCCUACAGGGUAUGAAUUCGUCCGAAAACAGCAACAGUCCGUGGCUGGGCAACUAUCAGCGUGCGAUGAAGAGCUCGGCCGCCGCCGCAGCCGCUGGUUCCGGCGGGCCAAAAUAUUCGGGCGGUGUGACCAUCAGCGAUGCGCACACGUCCAUUCCGUCGCCAUCGUCGCCCAUUUCGUCGUCGUCGAUGCCACCGCGGAUAAAUCUGCUCGUCAACGGGCCGAACGGGGUGCACGUGCUGCUGACGGAGGACGUUCUGAACAACAUCAAGGACGAGAGUCUGUUCCAGCUGGAGGUCAAACCGAACGGAAACGUGCUGAUGAAGGCUGUCGCGGCCGUCGGGACUUCCGGGGGUGGCGGAGAAAACGAUAUGAAUUAAGAAGCUCUGUGUUUUGUCCGCGCGCAAAGAAGGCAAAUAUAGUGGCAUUUUUUUUUUUUUGGAAAAUUCUCAACCGUUCUCUCUGACAGUGUCGGCGUCAUGUUAUUAUCUUUUUUUUUUUGUUAUUCUACCAUUAGCUCCAUUCAUUGUGUUUGAUGUUCGGUGUCGGAUGUACUUCAUUUUUUGUCUGUUUUAAUAAAAUCUUUAUAACUUUUGUUAAAUUCGUUCUGAAACUCAAUUGAACGCACGGUUAAACGCUGCUUGGUCGAUUCGCGAUGAUUGUUUGUGAGUGCCGUUGGAAAUGUUGAGCUACUGUUUUGAGACUGAGCAGCUUUAACUUUUUAGAUUUAAGGAAAACGAGCAACGCCAUAAAAUUUGCUGAAGCGAAAAAGUGAGCGUGAAAUUAUAUUUCGAAACCAUAGAACACCUCUCCUGUGGCAAUCAAUGAUCAGGGUUAAAAUGUUAAAUUGUGGCAUUUAUGUGCAUGUAGAGAACGUUGAAUUUGUUGUUAAAGAUAUGAUCAAGGCGUGGGCGGAAUAAAUCAAGAGAUUUCUUGCAAGUACAAAAACUAACCCCUUAAACAAUGCUUAUUUGUGCAAGAGAACACGACGAUAUGUGCCUUACAUUGAUAGCUGUUAAACGUAAUCAUCACUUCUUGGAGAGCAAGAAAGAAACUAAAUUAAAAAAUCGCUCAAAAUAGCGAACUAAAAAAAAAGAAUAGAUUAGCUCACACUGUCAAUCACUUAAGAAACCUCAUCGAAACUCCUUGGAAAA
Molecule: messenger RNA, 3647 nt
Organism: Culex pipiens pallens (northern house mosquito)
Lineage: Eukaryota; Metazoa; Arthropoda; Insecta; Diptera; Culicidae
Gene: gem
Exons: 10
Coding region: 6-2873 (955 amino acids)
Biological process (GO): regulation of transcription by RNA polymerase II
Cellular component (GO): nucleus
Molecular function (GO): DNA-binding transcription activator activity, RNA polymerase II-specific; RNA polymerase II cis-regulatory region sequence-specific DNA binding
Source: RefSeq, a predicted model, not a curated record